AUGAAUGAUGAUGAUGAUGGAUGCUUCAGAUAUAAUAUACCAAGAAAGGCGAGGAUGUUUGGCAAAACGGUAAAUAGAACAUGUGUGCUGACACUAAGGCGAUAUAGCACUGCUGCGACAGAGAAACUUCAAAGACCCCCACUACGAGAAAUCUUCCCUAAAAAAAAAUUUAUCAACCGCCAGCUCUUUGAUUUGGACAGUCGAUUAACCUACAGAAAGCUUUUACCGAUAUACGAGAAGGUUUACCGGGGUAUAGAUGAAGGUGAGACCCCGGAAAAUGAUAUAUCAUCUUUGGUAGAUGGGUCUGAUUUGUUGAUCAUGAAGAAAGCGUUGGAGAAAUAUCGGAUUUAUUCGAACACCAUCAACCGGAACCUUGUCCAGUUGGAAAACCAAUUAGUUGAAAAAGCGGCUGAGCAUGGAAAUAACGACGCCAUUGCGCUUCUAGCCUUUGAGACUUUGACCACCAUGGAUCAAACGAUUCUCAAUGAAGGAGACAAGCCGUAUGCUAAAGAAUUGAUCAAGAAUCUAUACUUGUUGAACCACCCGUUGAGUAUCAAACUCCUAGGGGAUUUAUCUUUAAAAUACCAACAGUUCAAGCACGCCAAACAGUAUUAUCUCGAAUUUCUAGAAUUGGAAAGCGACACAGUGCUAAGUGGGGAAGUCUACAAACAAUUGGGGAUGUUAUGUUUCACCCAAGAAGCUAAUUUGCACGAUGCCAAAUUAUAUUUCUUACAAUCGAUCAAAUUUGCACCAUUGGACAAGACUUUAGAAUCUCACUACUUCUUAGGAGAGAUCUAUUUGGCAACCGACCCUGAGUUGGCAAAGUAUCAUCUUCAAUUAGCGGCGUCUAAAUCUUUUAGACAAGCGUUCAAGAGUCUUGGGUUUUUAGAAUUGAACUAUUUUAACAAUUUUGUGAAUUCCAGAGAAUGGUUCAAGAUGGGAGUCGAAGUCCAAGAUUAUGAUUGUCUCAUUGGGUUAUUUGACACAUUUUAUAAAUUUGGUAAACGUAAAGAGGCCAUAAAGACGCUUAAAUCGAUCAGAAAUGUCUUCAACGAAAAAAACAAAAACCAAGAAGUGUUUACGGGCUUUUUGGAGAGCAGAGGAAAUGAAAUUAAAGAUCUUAUAGGAAAAGACGACACGAACUGA
Messenger RNA from Saccharomycopsis crataegensis, 1146 nucleotides. RefSeq names its product Mss2p (gene MSS2). The transcript has a single exon. The record is from RefSeq and is a predicted model, not a curated record. Bases 1 to 1146 code for a protein of 381 amino acids. NCBI's taxonomy places the organism in Eukaryota, Fungi, Ascomycota, Saccharomycetes, Ascoideales, Saccharomycopsidaceae. Gene Ontology annotation, molecular function: protein binding.